Molecule: messenger RNA, 1668 nt
Organism: Tripterygium wilfordii
Lineage: Eukaryota; Viridiplantae; Streptophyta; Magnoliopsida; Celastrales; Celastraceae
Product: 1-aminocyclopropane-1-carboxylate oxidase homolog 1-like
Exons: 3
Coding region: 48-1157 (369 amino acids)
Source: RefSeq, a predicted model, not a curated record
UUGCAUUCAUAUCUAUAACCACCAUUUCUAACUCUUUGCCAAAAAAAAUGGGUGCUGAAACGGCGAAAUCAGGCUACGAUAGAACCAGUGAACUAAAAGCUUUCGACGAAACAAAAGCCGGAGUUAAGGGACUUGUUGACGCUGGAAUAACCAAAGUCCCUCGCAUGUUCUAUCAACCACAAGAUGUCUCGGACGACAAUUCAUCGUCUGGUAAUGAAGAUUUAGUAGUCCAACCGAGUAUUCCUAUCAUAGAUCUUGAAGCCCUUGAUAAAUACCCGAUUCGACGCAAGGAGAUAGUUGAUGAAGUUCGAUGUGCAUCCGAGACUUGGGGGUUCUUUCAGGUGGUGAAUCAUGGGAUUCCUGUGAGUGUUUUGGAGGAGAUGAAGGAUGGGACUAAGAGGUUCUUCGAGCAAGAUAUUGGAGUCAAGAAACAAUACUUCGGUCGUGAUACUAAAACAAAAAAGGCAGUGUACAACAGCAAUUUUGAUCUUUAUAGCGCGCCAGCGGCUAAUUGGAGGGACACAAUCAUAUACUAUAUGGCUCCAGAUCCUCCAAACCCAGAGGAGCUUCCCGUCGUUUGCCGAGAAAUACUUGUGGAAUACUCGAAGAGAGUAACGAAGUUGGGAUACUUGUUGUUCGAAUUGUUAUCGGAAGCUCUUGGAUUAAACACAAACUAUUUAAAGGACAUGGAUUGCGCAGUAGGACUGUCCGUUUUGGGCCACUACUAUCCGGCGUGUCCGGAGCCAGAAUUGACCAUCGGCACAACCAAACAUGCCGACAAUGACUUCCUCACGGUGCUCCUGCAAGACCACAUUGGUGGCCUCCAAGUUCUACAUCAAAAUCAGUGGAUUGAUGUACAACCCUUACCCGGUGCACUAAUUGUCAACAUUGGUGAUCUUCUGCAGCUUAUGUCGAACGACAAGUUUGUAAGCGUGGAGCAUAGGGUCCUGGCGAAUCGGGCAGGGCCAAGAAUAUCAGUGGCGUGCUUUUUUGGGACACAUGUUAAGCCAUUCCCUAGACUUUAUGGUCCAAUUAAGGAGUUAUUGUCAGAAGACAAUCCUCCAAAAUACAGAGAAACUACCGUGAGAGAGUAUGUGGAACAUUUCAAUGCCAAGGGCCUUGAUGGGACUUCUGCAUUGCUACAUUUCAAGCUCUAAUUAUAGUAGACAAAUUUGUACUUUUGUGCUUAUUAUGAACAUGUAUAUACGUAAGAGAAGAAAAUAAGUUUCAGCGCACCUUGAAACAAUUUCGUUUCAUUUUUUUUUUAAUAUUAAGCCUUGGUUUAUAGUUUAGUUUCUUCUUGUCAUUUGAUGGUAUGAACUCAAAACUUACUCUUGAACUUGAGUCUGUAAUCUGUAUAUAUACAAGGAUAUCUGAGACCAUGAAAGGAGUCGAUAAAGAUCCGAUCAAGCGUAAGGAGGUUGUUGACAGAGUGAGAGAUGCAGCAGAGGAAUUCCUGUUAGUAUUAUGGAUGAAGAAGCAAGAUUGUCUGUGGUAUAAGGCAUUAUGAAUAAAACAGUUCUGCUUGUAAUUUUUGUAAGCGAUAACGUUCUCUAUUAAUGUUACUGAUCCAAAAACAGCAAUUUACCUCCGUGAGCUCCUCAUCUGUAUGCCCUUGUGAUUGGAGGCCCAACCAAGGCUUUAUAAACAACAUUAUCUCUUUCUUUC